AUGCCUUGUUUGCAGUUGAUUCGUCGUCGGAAGAAGAAGAAAGAAGUGGAAAAUGAGAGGAUGAAGGGAGCUAAAAAUGAAGAAGAAAACGAGAAUGAAGAGGAUGAACAAGUCGAAAGUUCAUCAAUUGGAUGUUCUCCAUUAACAAGAAGACGAAGAAAAUCAGCCGCUGUCGCUUGCCAGGAAAUUAAUUUUGAUCCAUUCCAUCGUGUUUCGCAUGAAAAUUAG
This is a messenger RNA of Caenorhabditis remanei, 228 nucleotides long. RefSeq lists its product as uncharacterized. The transcript is spliced from 2 exons. The record is from RefSeq and is a predicted model, not a curated record. NCBI's taxonomy places the organism in Eukaryota, Metazoa, Nematoda, Chromadorea, Rhabditida, Rhabditidae. The coding region runs from base 1 to 228 and encodes 75 amino acids.